CCGUAGUUUUCUCUUUGUAUUUUUAUUAUUAUUAUUUUAUCUUUUUUGGGAGAGGGAACAGGGGGCGUAUGACAGGAAGAUGGGGGAUAUGGCAAGGAGAGGGGGAUAUGGAGAGGAGGAGGAGGAUGUGGACGAGGAGGACGACGAGGAUAGCGAGGAUGACGAGGAGGAGGAGUCGAGAUGGGGGAGGAGAAGAGAUGGACGGAGGGAAAAGAGGAAGGGCAGGAGGAGGAGGAGAUAUGGAUGGCGAGGAAGGGGAGGACACGAGGAAGGGAAGGAGACGAGGAGGCAUGGAAGAUGAGGAAGUACGAGGAGGAGGAGACAAGGAGGAUGAGGAAGGGCAGGAGGAGGACGACGAACAUGAGGAGGAGGAGGAGGAGGAGGAGGAGGAGACGGAAAGGAGAAGGGAGGAGGAGACAUGGAGGAUGAGGAAGGGGAGGAGGAGCAAGGAAAAAGAGGAACUACGGCGGAGGCUGGCGCAACUAGGGAAACUGAAGGAGGAUAGAGAGCUAGCACGCGCAAAGAAGAAGGUUAUGGAGCAAGAGAUAGAGUGGGAAACAGAACAGACGCACAUGGAAACAGAACAGACGCGCAUGGAAAUGGAACAGACACGCAUGGAAAUGGACCACGAAGAGGAUCGAUUCGCCCCUUCCUCUUCGGCGCGACCACCAAGGAGGCAGAGGGAAACACCGAGUACGCCAUCGCGACCACCACGACGUCAGAAGCUGGUUAGACAACCGAACCUAGGAAUCCGGAUCGAGGAACCUUCCACAACACGCACGCUAAGGACACGAUCGCAGGCAAAGAAGAACCCGGUGGUAGACUAUGAGACGCUGCUGGCAGGAUGGAAAGAAAUCACAACGGACGGAUCGAAGAUGAAUGUGGUUGACUACUGUAUGAGUAUGAAGAGCUUCCUACGAACAAGGACAAUGGCGGAACUACAGUGCCUACGCGAUGAAGAGCAGAUCGACUACGCGACUAGAGAGAAGACAAUCAGGGGACUGAUCGCCAAUCGGAUGCAGCAGGCCAUCCUACGCACAAGCAACUCACGUGACAACGAUGAAGAUGAAGUGACUCCGGAGAGAGAUCCGGACAUCAUGGACACCUAACAUGUGAGCCUCGACCGAACCUGGGCAAUGUGGGACUCAAUGGUCAUGAUUAGGCAAUGGAUUAGUGAUAGGACCAUGCGAGACCAAAUCGACGCCG
Molecule: messenger RNA, 1206 nt
Organism: Chara braunii
Lineage: Eukaryota; Viridiplantae; Streptophyta; Charophyceae; Charales; Characeae
Source: the annotation of a GenBank genome assembly